GCGACAUUUUGUUGUUGCAGCAUAGGAAAACGGGCGCGCUGGGUAGAUGACAUUGUGAAAUCCCGGGAGCUUAAGUGCAAAUGGAGUAGUUAGAAAAUCUUUCUCAACAAACUCUUUCCGUCCUAAAACAUGCAGAAUUUCAAGAAUUUUGCACCUCGCUCACAACGAACUAGCUAGCUAGAGGUUACAGCAUUUUCUUAAACUAGUUAGCGAACUUACUUUAGUUGCACGAGUCUAGCUGCUGCCAGCUUUGACCAAGAAAAAGGAGAAGUCACAACUUGAAGUUUGAGGGUUGUUCUGCAGGAAUGUCGCAGAAAGAACGACCUACGUUUUAUCGGCAGGAGGUGACCAAGACGAUUUGGGAGGUACCAGAACGCUACCAGACCCUGUCUCCAGUCGGUUCCGGGGCCUACGGAUCAGUUUGCUCGUCGUACGAUCAGAAGACGGGUCUGAAGAUCGCUGUGAAGAAGCUCUCCCGGCCUUUCCAGUCCUUUAUCCACGCCAAGAGAACGUACAGAGAGCUACGGCUGCUCAAGCACAUGAAGCAUGAGAAUGUGAUCGGCCUUCUAGAUGUUUUCACACCUGCUACUAGUCUGGAGGAGUUCAAUGAUGUGUACCUGGUGACCCACCUGAUGGGGGCAGACCUCAACAACAUAAUCAAGUGUCAGAAGCUGACAGAUGACCAUGUGCAGUUCCUCAUAUACCAGAUCCUCCGGGGGUUAAAGUAUAUCCACUCAGCAGAUAUCAUUCACAGAGACCUGAAACCCAGCAACGUGGCUGUGAAUGAGGACUGUGAGCUGAAGAUUCUGGACUUUGGGCUGGCGCGGCACACAGACGAUGAGAUGACUGGUUACGUUGCCACUCGCUGGUACAGGGCCCCAGAGAUCAUGCUCAACUGGAUGCAUUACAACAUGACAGUGGACAUUUGGUCUGUGGGAUGUAUCAUGGCUGAACUCCUCACUGGCAGAACGCUGUUUCCCGGUACUGACCAUAUAAACCAGCUUCAACAGAUAAUGCGUCUGACAGGAACGCCCCCAGCCUCUCUAAUAAGCAGGAUGCCAAGCCACGAGGCAAGGAACUACAUCAACUCCUUGCCUCAGAUGCCCAAGAGGAAUUUUUCUGACGUGUUCAUUGGAGCCAACCCACAAGCUGUGGACCUGCUGGAGAAGAUGUUGGUUCUGGACACAGAUAAGAGGAUCACGGCUGCCCAGGCUCUGGCCCACCCCUACUUCUCCCAGUACCACGACCCAGACGACGAGCCUGAGGCUGACCCCUACGACCAGAGCUUUGAGAGCCGCGAUCUGGACAUCGAAGAAUGGAAACGGCUGACCUUUGAGGCGGUAUGUGAUUUUGAGCCACCCAUCUUCGAUGGAAACGACAUGGAAUCGUGAUUGGGCGAUGUGACUUCUACAAGCCCCUCUCCCGUCAACACCACACAUCUCUAUCACAGAGGUUCCCUCUUAUCAGACGACCUUUUGGAAUAAUAUUAUCAGAGUGCCUACAAACGUUUGUCUAUUGUUAGUUAUAUUUCUUAAGCUCGCGCUCUCUCUCCCACCAUUUUGACUCCGUAAGGUGUUGCAACGUUGAAACGUUACAAAAAUAGUUUGGUCACAGAUUUGUUGGUGCUGUGGCAUGACAAUGGCCAUGGGAGUUGGCUGUACAACCCAAACAGAUAUGGGACCAGGCUAUAACUACAAUGGAAGAUAGGAGAGCGACAUUUUAAGGGCUGUUAAAUCGGUGUUAACAAAUACUGAUUGUGUCUACUACCGUGUAUUUUCAAGGGAGAAACAGAGGCAAGCAGAAAACAACCACUAAUACCAUUAUUGGUCCAUUUCUGAAAAAUGUCAUGCUUCUUUUAUUAUUCUGUCUAUAUUUGUGUCACAAAUGGCACCCUAUUCCCUAUUUAGUGCUCUACUUUUGACCAGGGCACUAUAUAGGGAAUAGGGUGCCAUUUGGAAUAAAAUCUAUAUUUAAACUAGUUUUGUAUUCCUCCUUCAGAAGUUUUAUUAUUAUGAAAAUAUUGCUCACCACUGUAUUCUAUUGCUCACCACUGUAUUCUAUUGCUCACCACUGUAUUCUAUUGCUCACCACUGUAUUCUAUUGCUCACCACUGUGAUAUCCGAAAGAAAUUAGAUGCUGAAUUGAAACAUCUGGAAAAUGUGUUCUGAUUGGAAUCAUUUCAUGGUCUGUAUCAUCUGAAAUGUGUUCUGAUUGGAAUCAUUUCAUGGUGUGAAUCAUCUGAAAUGUGUUCUGAUUGGAAUCAUUUCAUGGUGUGAAUCAUCUGAAAUGUGUUCUGAUUGGAAUCAUUUCACGGUGUGAAUCAUCUGAAAUGUGUUCUGAUUGGAAUCAUUUCACGGUGUGAAUCAUCUGAAAUGUGUUCUGAUUGGAAUCAUUUCACGGUGUGAAUCAUCUGAAAUGUGUUCUGAUUGGAAUCAUUUCACGGUGUGAAUCAUCUGAAAUGUGUUCUGAUUGGAAUCAUUUCACGGUGUGAAUCAUCUGAAAUGUGUUCUGAUUGGAAUCAUUUCACGGUGUGAAUCAUCUGAAAUGUGUUCUGAUUGGAAUCAUUUCAUGGUGUGAAUCAUCUGAAAUGUGCAAUAAUGCUUGUCUGUCACUCGCGCUCCGCCAAUCUACCAAUCACAGCGUUCGUGUCAGACUCCCCUAGCUUCGUUUUCCUGUCAAUCACAGCACUGGUGUCAAGACUCCCAGGCGCUUCAGAAACCGUUGAUGAUCUGCUUUAAUGGAUCUGGUAUAUGACAUAGGAUGUGUCCCAAAUUGAACUAUACUACCUAUAUACUGCAGUACUAAAUGUGGAAGACUAUAUUUCAGUUGAAUGCAUUCAGUUGUGCAACUGACUAGGUAUGUUCCUUUCCUUUGAACAGGGCCCAUAGGGUUAUGGUCAACAGUAGUGCACUAUAUAUUGAAUUGGUUGCCAUUUGGGAUGCACAUAGGGAUUCAUUCUAUUCUUCAACAUUGAUAUGAGCUUAUAAACUUUGUGGAAAUGUUUUAGCUGUGAGAAAUGUUUCAAUAUACCACGUUGCAGAUUAAUUCCCCCUCCCCCAAGUAUUAAACUGUUCAAUACCAGCGCCAGACCAUAGGAUGUUUCAUACCUUUUACGUUUUAGUCAUUUAGCAGACGCUCUUAUCCAGAGCGACUUACAAGAGCAAUUAGGAUUAAGUGCCUUGCUCAAGGGCACAUCGACAGAUUUUUCACCUAGACCGCUCAGGGAUUCGAACUAUCAACCUUUCAGUUACUGGCCCAACGGUUUUAACCGCUACGCUACCUGCCGCACAUUUAGUGCUCACAAACCGUAAAAUCAUUAUUCAGCUAAUUGAAUACCCAACUGAUGUAAUUCUGUCAGAUUCAGACAAUUUUUGUGGCUUCCUCUCGUCCUCAUCUCAUUGAUCUGCACUGAGGUAAAGGAACUGGACAGGAGAAAGCGAAGGCCUGGUAGGGGUCAACCAUAUUGCUUUCAACUGUUCUGUGUUUUCAAAACAGAACUGUCCAGAUGAAGGACACAAUGGAAGGAAGCCACUCGAAUAUUGAGAUACAGCCAGAAUAAAUACAGAGUCAGAAUAAAUAACCGUGAUAGCCCCAGGACUCUAGCCUAGUUGAACCAUGCUGCGCUCUAUUGAAUAGCCCCAGGACUCUAGUCUAGUUGAACCAAGCUGCGCUCUAUUGAAUAGCCCCAGGACUCUAGCCUAGUUGAACCAAGCUGCGCUCUAUUGAAUAGCGCCAGGACUCUAGCCUAGUUGAACCAUGCUGCGCUCUAUUGAAUAGCCCCAGGACUCUAGUCUAGUUGAACCAAGCUGCACUCCAUUGAAUAGCCCCAGGACUCUAGCCUAGUUGAACCAUGCUGCGCUCCAUUGAAUAGCCCCAGGACUCUAGCCUAGUUGAACCAUGCUGCACUCCAUUGAAUAGCCCCAGGACUCUAGCCUAGUUGAACCAUGCUGCGCUCCAUUGAAUAGCCCCAGGACUCUAGCCUAGUUGAACCAUGCUGCGCUCCAUUGAAUAGCCCCAGGACUCUAGCCUAGUUGAACCAUGCUGCGCUCUAUUGAAUAGCCCCAGGACUCUAGCCUAGUUGAACCAUGCUGCGCUCCAUUGAAUAGCCCCAGGACUCUAGUCUAGUUCAACCAUGCUGCACUCCAUUGAAUAGCCCCAGGACUCUAGCCUAGUUCAACCAUGCUGCACUCCAUAUUGACACUUUAAAACCAGAUGGAGUUGAUAUGAGCCACUGUGGGUUUUCAAUGAAUGUGCCAAUCAACGUGGCAUUAAGUAAACUACGAAUAAUAUGUAUUUUUGGGUACAAAAUAAACUCAAAUGUAUGUAAAUAUCUGUUCUAUAUUUUAUUUUUUAAUCUUCAUGACUUCUUUUUUGGUUUGUUGAAUUUAAACAAUCUUCAUUAUCAGCAUGUUCAUCAUUUGUGCGUGUGUGUUUUUAAUAUAUGUCUUAACAGGAGCUUGACGUGUCAUGCUUAAAGCCGCAAAAUAGAAAAAUGUUAAUCGAUGUCAAAAAGAAAUGAGGAAAUUGCGUAGUUAUAUUUAUACUUUGUUGAGGUGGUAUUUCAACUGGAGAGAGAUACUGUUGUUUAUUUCAGCCAAUCCCCAUAGAAGACUGACAUCUAACAGUCUUUACAGCAGAGUAACUAUUACUAUAAUUAAUGCCUUUGUUUAUAAAGAAAUAAAGACAGUUAUUUUUAA
Messenger RNA from Salvelinus fontinalis (brook trout), 4697 nucleotides. Its product is annotated as mitogen-activated protein kinase 14A-like. Gene Ontology annotation, cellular component: cytoplasm; nucleus. The record is from RefSeq and is a predicted model, not a curated record. The transcript has 12 exons. The coding region runs from base 306 to 1391 and encodes 361 amino acids. NCBI's taxonomy places the organism in Eukaryota, Metazoa, Chordata, Actinopteri, Salmoniformes, Salmonidae. Gene Ontology annotation, molecular function: ATP binding; MAP kinase activity. Gene Ontology annotation, biological process: intracellular signal transduction; protein phosphorylation.